GCCGCGGUGCCGGCAUGAGGGAGCUGGCGCCCGGCGUGAAGAUGGAGUGCGACAUCUUGGACGCGCUGGAGGCCUUGGGGUACACAGGUCCCCUGUUGGAGGAGGAAGCUCUGAACAAAGCAGCAGAAAACGGAUUGUCUUCACCAGAAUUUUUUGAGCUUUGCAUUUGGUUGGGUUCCCAAAUAAAGUCACUUUGUAACAUGGAAGAAAGCAUCACUUCAACAGAUGGUGAUAAAGAUAUAGAGAGCUUCCAGCUUGAGAUUAGUGGCUUUCUGAGAGAAAUGGCUUGUCCGUAUUCAUCACUUAUAUCUGGAGACAUCAAGGACAGAUUAAGAGAGAAAGAAGAUUGUCUUAAACUCCUCUUAUUUCUAAGUACAGAACUUCAGGCUUUAAAGAUAUUGCACAGCAAGAAAACUAAAGGCGCUCAUUUGGAAAAGCACGAUGAAAUUUAUCAGGAAGUGCAAGCUAUUUGCGAUGCAGUGGGCCUGCCAAACUCCUCGUCUUCUGAUAUUUCUCCCUUGUUAACCAAUGUGGAACAAAAGAUAAAGGACAUUCUCUCAAAAGUUCAAAAUAACCAUGUGGGGAAAUCACUGCUAACAAAACCUCUGAAUUCUGACCAAGUGGAAAGAUUGGAAAAAAUCAAUGAUGCUCUUCGCAGUGAGUAUGAAUGUCGCAGACGUAUGUUAAUGAAGAGGCUAGAUGUGACAGUACAGUCUUUUGGCUGGUCUGAUAGAGCAAAGGUAAAAACAGAUGACAUAGCACGAAUCUAUCAGCCCAAGCGCUAUGCAUUAUCUCCAAAGUCAACUAUUACGUUAGCUCACCUUCUUGCUGCUCGAGAAGAUUUAUCGAAGAUCAUAAGAACAAGUAGUGGAUCAACACGGGAAAAUACAGUCUGUGCCAUCAACAAGGUUCUGAUGGGGAGAGUACCUGACCGUGGAGGCAGACCAACAGAGAUUGAACCACCUCCUCCUGAAAUGCCUCCUUGGCAAAAAAGACAAGAAGGUGGUGGAAGAGGUGGCUGGGGAGGUGGGGGUGGGGGUGGAAGGGGCAACUGGGGGGGUGGAGGGGGAAGAGGAGGAGGAGGUGGUGGGUUUGGAGGUGGGGGUUUCAGAGGUGGUGGAAGAGGUGGAGGUGGCUUCCAAGGUGGCAGGGGAGAUUAUGGUGGCAGGGGAGAUUAUGGUGGCAGGGGAGGUUAUGGUGGCAGGGGAGGCUAUGGUGAUCCAUAUGGUGGAAGAGGAGGGGGAGGCUACCGAAGAUACUAAAAUACUGUAAAUAUUGAGUAACUGGCAAAAUAUAGUGGUGGUGUUUGCUGGUAUCAGGAAUUUAGAUAUGUUAACUUGGGUUUAGGUUAGAAUUAAGUAUGACCAUAUGAAUCAUUGCAUUAGACCAACUGAUAUUGUCAUUGAAUUCUUUUAGUUAACUGAACAGAACUUUUGUAGUAAAAUGUGAUGGCUGAAGUCCUUGUUUUUCAUACUGCUCAUAUGGUGUUUUUUAAUAUGUCAUUUUAUUUAAAAUAAGCCUCAGAAAACUGAAUAAAAUCCUUUCUAAACAAACAAAAAAUAUAUUAUUUAAUGUUCAGGCCUCUCUAAUUAUUGCAUGUUGCAUGUCCACUUCCCUGCUCCAAAAUGCUGUGUAGAAAAAACAAAAUAGGCCUCAGAACCAGAUGGAAACUCUUUUAAAGGACUCUAGAAUGCCACUUUCAGUCUUUUUCUCUUCAUCUAGUUUUCAUGUGGGACGUGUAAAUGAAUUUUAAUUUCAAAUGUUAAAAUCCUUAAGGCUUUGGUCAAAAUUACUCAAUUAGGUUCCUUAUUCUUCUGGAACUUCACAUAAAAGUAACAUUCUGAAUUAAUACUCUACAGAAACUAAUAAAAUCAGGUCAUUUGGUGUGUUCAUAAAUGUAUCAGAGACUAUUUGAAGGUCAGAGCAUGUACCAUAAACUCAGAAUCAUGGUGAGUUUUGAUAGUGUCUAUUUUCAUUUUACCUAUUUUCCAUUUUAUUGGUGUUUCAUAAAAAUAUUUUAAGAUCAAACUGGGCAGGAAACUUCUGCAACCAUCAUGUCUGGUAAGAGUUUAUUUAUAUAUUCCUUCUGAAUCAGCUUUGAGACAUAAAGGUUGAAUAAGCUGAGCUUCUUGAGAAAGAACAUUGUUUCUUCUUUUUUUUUCACCCCCUUUUUUUUUUUCUUCUCCCCUGCCUGCUCUAUGUUUGGGAAUCGCCAGCUGCUCAGCUAAUAAGACAUCUCAUACAGCAGUUGCCCUUCCUCAGUGGCUUCUCUCUGUCUCUUACUCUACCAACCAAUUGGUCUGAUAACGUAAAAGAAACUCUGUCUUGACAUGGUAUAGGUGCCUUCUUCACAGACAGUGUUACUUUAGAGGAAGGAGUUAGCUUUCAUGCAGUUAUGGCUGUAAAUACAUAUAGACAAGAAUUAAAUUUAGAGCUGUCAGUUAAAGAAACAGUUUUUGUCAUCCAGCAUCUUUUAGAUCUCCUCCCCUGCUGUGAGGCCACUCCUGAGUACAGAGGUGGAACCGGGCGAUGAUGCCCAGGUCCACUCACAACUGUGUAUCAGGGUGAGGUUACUACAGAGAGAUGUGGGAAGGCAUCUGAUAAACCUGGGGGGUGUCUGUUCAUUGCAUAGCACAGAAACCUUGAAGCACUUUGAGUAUGUAGCUAUAGGCUUAAGUGCAGGCUGAACUUCAGGAUUUCAUUUUAGUUUUAUGUUCCACAGUUAUGAGUUCUUUCUGCAGAAAUUUUGUACUGGUGUCUGUAUUUGGUAUGCUUUAAAGAUGUUAUUUUACCUUCUGUGAGAUUUUAUUAAUUAGCUAUCACCAACCUUUUCAUCUGAAAUUUUAAUCCAGAUAAACUUGAGAAGUUUCUCUCCUGUUAUUUCUUCUCUGAUCAUAGUCUGCUUGAGAAUGCUGCUUGUGAUGUGGUAGAUACAGCCUUACCCAUACUUCAGGGUACCAGCAGGUGCCUAACAAAAAAGGGCAGAAGUUUUCCUUGCUUGAGCAUGUUAACUUGGAUGUGAACUCUUGAAAUAAUGGCCUAACUUCAUCCAGCUGCUAAUAAUAUAGUUCCUUUGCCAGUUUUUUUUCUAUACUCCUUUCUGGCCUAAGCUGUUGUCAGCCCCUGCAGUCAUUACGGAGAGACCCUCAUGGGUCAUGUGGGAGCAUAGUACUGGGUUUCUUGCUUUUGAGCUUGGUUUUUGCCUAAUGCUCUGGAAUAGCUCACCAGUUGAAAGACAUAAAUACCAAGUGAGACUGCUGGCCUUGGGGGUGAAGUCAGCAAAGGAACAGAGGAGAGACUUGUUUAUAACAACCAAAGCCUUGAUACAAAAUUCUGUUUGCUCAUCCCACUGUUAUUUUUUGCUACAAGUAGUUUCUGAACAGCAGUCAAGCAUUUAGCUUCACCAAGGAAAUAUGCUAGCAAAAUCAAAUGGCUUAUCUAUGCAUAAAGAUUUCAUCACUCUUAGGUGUGAAGUUGCACUGGUUUAGUUGAACUGUUGUAACGGUGUAUGUGGAUGUGCCUUGGUGCUUUUCCACUCAUCAGUUUAUCCUGUUUGUGGCAGGUAGGACAGUUCUGAGUGCAGUAAACAAUCGAGUGAAGUAGCUAUGUGCCCACAAGUAAUUCUAACAGUUUAAUUAUUUCAAUAUCAUAUUUCAAUUAUAUUUAUGUAGACCAUGUAAAAGAUGGAAAUUUAAAUAGGCUGGAGAUUUUGUUUUUUAAUCUGGCCAUUUUAGUUUUUCUUAAAUAAUUCCAAAAUGUGAAACCAGUAGUCAAAAACUAAAGUAAGCACCACCACAUUUCAUAGAGUUAUCCUUUUCUGUCUUCUGUUGUCAGAACGUAUGCUUUUAAUUUAUCAAAAGAUGCAAUAAUACUAUGAAAAUAAUUGAUUUAAACCUCUCCUCAAAUUUUGUAUGUGUCUUGGAAAAAAGUAUUUUCAAAAAUUCUGUUGUAAGUAGAAGAUUUUCAUACACAUGGUUGUGAGCAUUUUUUGUGUUUAUUCACACUUAAUGAAUAUCUAUCUGAAUAUUGUUUUGUUUGAUCAAGAAUUGAAAAAUAGGUUGGGGUUCUUUUCAGGAUUUGAGAGAGACACUUUUGUUAACAGCUGUAAACACUAAGGAAUAAAGUACUGUAUUUGAAGUUACUUGCA
Messenger RNA from Gavia stellata (red-throated loon), 4147 nucleotides. It is a transcript of the gene TSLIG3B, whose product is annotated as family with sequence similarity 98 member B. The transcript has 8 exons. Gene Ontology annotation, cellular component: tRNA-splicing ligase complex. The coding region runs from base 15 to 1262 and encodes 415 amino acids. The record is from RefSeq and is a predicted model, not a curated record. Lineage: Eukaryota; Metazoa; Chordata; Aves; Gaviiformes; Gaviidae.